AACACAAGUCGCAACUUCCCCACCUUCGCGACCCUUCUCGUCUUCACCAACCUUCUCCACCAUCGCCCACGCGGGAGGGAAGCGAUCGGAGCCGAUACAGACGACGACCAGGAUACCCUUGCAAGAUAGACAGAGAGAGAGAGAGAGAGAAUGGAGUCAGAGGGUGGCGAGCAGGGAGGCAGCUCCGGCGGCCCUGCCCCUUUCCUGGUCAAGACCUACGAGAUGGUGGAUGAUUCCUCCACCGACGACGUCGUCUCCUGGAGCGCCUCCUCGAAGAGCUUCGUGGUGUGGAACCACGCGGAUUUCUCCGCCCGCCUCCUCCCGACUUACUUCAAGCACAACAAUUUCUCCAGCUUCAUCCGCCAGCUCAAUACCUAUGGAUUCCGAAAAAUAGAUCCCGAGAGGUGGGAGUUCGCCAAUGAGGAUUUUAUCAAAGGGAGGAAGGAUCUCCUCAAGAACAUCCGUCGCCGCAAGCCCAUCCACAGCCACAGCCUCCCGCCUGGCGGUGCUGCUGUCGCGGAUGCCGAGAGGGCCGCUUUACAGGACGAGAUCGACCAGCUGAGAAGAGAGAAAUCCAGCCUCGAGGCGACUCUCUGGAAGUUCGAGCAACAGUGCUCGGAGAUGCACAGCCAGUUCGAUGACGUCGAGCGGAGAGUGGCCGACAUGGAGAAUCGGCAGCUGAAGAUGAUCACGUUCCUGCAGCAGGCGAUGCUGAACCCUCGGUUCGUGGAGACUCUUGCGAAGAUGGCUGCUUCCUCAUCCAUGGACUUCUCGGUGAUCCACAAGAAGCGAAGGUUGCCGCUGGGAUCAGAGAACAGCUUGUGUGAUGACCAUUGCAGCACAUCCAAAUUCGAGUCUGGGCUCGUGCUCAAUCAGGACUUUUGCGAUAAGCUGAAACUGGAAUUGUGCUCGGCUUUUCAAGACAGGGAUUUGGUCAUGGCCAGCACUCAGAGCUCCAUCGAGGACACCGGUAGCUCUCGCGAAAAGCAAUUCGACUACGGGCGAGGUGGCGCAUCAGAAUGCCUGCUGCCAUUGACGCCUGAGACAUUGGAGCUCUGCGACACCGGAGCAUCUAUUUGCCCAACAAAAAAUCUUUCGCCUCGAAGCCGACAUGACAAUGGGGACGGGAGCUUUCCAUGCCAUUUAAGUCUAACGCUUGCAUCAUCUGGAAUGGAAAUGGAUAGGAGUUCAGCAGAUCAAAGGGAAGAAAAUUCCAUGGAAUUGGACAAAGUUGGCACGGAUGGGGAAGAACUUGGCACACUAGUGUUAAGUAGCCAAAAUCCAGCAGCUGAAUCAGGUGGCACAAAAGCUGCACAGGCACAACAAAAUCCAAGAACUAGUGGUGAAACACAACCGAAUCAUCCGGUUAGAGUCAACGAUGUGUUUUGGGAGCAAUUCCUAACUGAAAGGCCUGGUUCAGAUGACACUGAAGAAGCAAACUCCAGUUCGAGGGCAUAUUAGAAAGAGCAGAAGCAAGUGUGGCUAUGCAAAAACGAUUUAGAAAAAAACUAUAGCCUGGCUAUGCAAAAAGGAUUUGGACAAAAAACUAUAGUCUGAUCUUCCUGUAGAGUCCUUGUAUAAUGUGUAGUUAUUUCAUAAAUUCUUCAGGAUGAACCUUUCUCAGCAUGGGGAUGUUCUUACUCUUAGUUGGAUAGACACUUGGUGGAGAUAUCUUUGUUGCUGUGUUUGUGUGUGAGUUUUGAUCAUCACAUGAUCGCAAAGUUAUUUAUUACAAUUUUGAAA
Molecule: messenger RNA, 1743 nt
Organism: Zingiber officinale
Lineage: Eukaryota; Viridiplantae; Streptophyta; Magnoliopsida; Zingiberales; Zingiberaceae
Product: heat stress transcription factor A-5-like
Exons: 2
Coding region: 151-1461 (436 amino acids)
Biological process (GO): regulation of transcription by RNA polymerase II
Cellular component (GO): nucleus
Molecular function (GO): DNA-binding transcription factor activity; RNA polymerase II cis-regulatory region sequence-specific DNA binding
Source: RefSeq, a predicted model, not a curated record